AUGGACAUCGCUUGUCGGCGCUCAAGAAGUGCCCAAUUCAGUCCAGAACAUCGUAUCGCAAAUCUUAAAUACGCUAAUGAUGUAGUCCUUUUUGUUGACAGUUAUAACGAAAUGCAAGUAAUACUAAAUAACGUUUCAGCAACUGCAGCGAGAAUCAGACUAAGGGUCAAUGUAAAUAAAACGAAAGCGUUUUCGUCUUAUGUGCAAAAAGCUGAUAAAAUGCCUCUUUUUGUUGCCGGUUGA
Messenger RNA from Dracunculus medinensis (Guinea worm), 243 nucleotides. The record is from the annotation of a GenBank genome assembly. Lineage: Eukaryota; Metazoa; Nematoda; Chromadorea; Rhabditida; Dracunculidae.